Molecule: messenger RNA, 390 nt
Organism: Pipistrellus nathusii (Nathusius's pipistrelle)
Lineage: Eukaryota; Metazoa; Chordata; Mammalia; Chiroptera; Vespertilionidae
Source: the annotation of a GenBank genome assembly
AUGGACAGGUCCCUCCUGAGGGGCCUCCCCGUGCUGUUCUGCUGCUUUAGAGUACUAUCUGGAUCGUUUUUAGAUAGAGAGUAUACAGAAUGGACCCUCUACAAUAAGCACCUCUACAUCGAUAAAAGCCAGUUUCUUCAAUCUAUCCAGUGCAAGAUGUGCCACAUCAAGUUUCCGGGACAAAAAUGCACCAAAGGCAGGGGCAUAUGCUUGGCAACCACAGAGGAGGCCUGCACAGUUGGGACGGUUGUUAAAAGUGACGGUACUCCGUGGUUGACCUUCAUGGGCUGCCUGAAGAACUGUGCUAACGUGAACAACAUCAAAUGGAGUAUCUACUUUGUGAACUUCCGGUGCUGCAGGAGCCAUAACUUUUGUAAUGAACAGAUCUAG